GAACAAAGCUAUUUGACAGAAGACUUUUUGUACUAAAUGGAGUAAUAAUCUGACGUUUAAAAUUCAAGACUGAACAAGUUAAGCACGUGUGAAGUUGUUAAAAUAGUUUAUAUUUUUUUUCAAUUUUAAGUUGCUAUACUAAAACCAACAAUAAUCUGCGUUUAAAUUAACCCUUUAAAUACUAUUUUUGUCAAAUUUGUAAGUAUUAUAAAAAGUGAUAGUAAAAAUGUCUUCAAAGGGAUCUCGCCGAAGUUUAAGCAGAUCAAAUACACCUUCUUCAAUACUUAAAAAAUCAAAAACUUUAAAAAGUAGAUUAAGUGAAAUACAAAAUACACCUACAAAGGUCAGGUUUGUGUUGCCUCACUCUGAAAAAGUAAAGUCUAUUUUGGAAGAGUUCUCAUUGAAUGGUGUUUCUCGUGAAUAUGAACAGUUAGUCAUCAUGAUUAGAGACGCCGAACUCACAGAUUCGGAUAUUUCUGCUUUAUUAAAAGAAGCGUCAGAGUGUAUAUCUUUACUGAAUCAAACAUUGAGAUUAUUUGUAGAAGCACUUAUUUCAAUAGAAUGGAUAACCAAAAGUGUUGCCGUGGUUUCAGAAUACCAAACAUUUAUUGUUGAUCUAUUGUCUGCUCAUAACUAUCAUUCCAAGAUGGUAAUAGAAAAGCUAGUUCGACUAUUUUGGCCAAGUCCAGUUGAACCCGAUUGGCCAGAUGGAAUGCCCACAGAUGAGGAUUGUGGGAAAUAUUUACACAUCCAUACCUUGUUCAAUAUCUUAUUAGCUAUAGUCCCAAUGUGUAAAGAAUUGUUUCUGUCUUCCAUAUCGAAUCAAUUCCCAUAUUAUAAUAGAUCUACUCAUGUUCAUGAAGUGUAUGUUCAUAAUCUACUUUGGAUUCUAGAAUAUCAACCAACUCUAAGACCUGAAAUUUUAAGGUUAAUAUUUUCCAAAUUAAUUAUAAUGGAUGUUAAUGCGCCAAAAGAGGAUAUAGAAAAAUAUCUAAAUUCCGAAGAAGAUAUAUUUGCAAUGGAUGAGGAUUCAAAAUCUGUUAAGACAACAACCACAGGGUUUACUAAAGUUAAUAGACAUGAAUUAGCACAUACUUUAGACAUAUGUUUGGAUAAAAUUUUCAAUCACUUAAUUUCCGAAUGCUAUGAUUGUGAAGGUUUGCAUUGGGAAAAAACAAAAAAGUUGUAUUUUGAUAUCUUGCAUAUAUUUGAUGAUAUUAUAUUGCCCACUUAUAAUUUGCACCACCUACAAUUUACAAUGUUUUUAUUGGGUAGUUUUAAACAUAGUAUAUCAGAAGCAUUUCUGAAUUAUUUAUGGAAAAAAGUUUGUAAUCUUAACGUAGCUCCGAUUUUAAGACAGAGCGCUGUUAACUAUAUUGCUAGUCUGGUAGCUAGAGGAAAUUUCAUCCCAUUAGCCAUGCUAAAGGGUACAUUACAGCAAUUAGCCGAAUGGAUACACAGUUAUAUUUUAGCACAAGAUGGUUUAGAAUACGUUAAUUCAGAUAUUCGAUCUCAUUCAGUAUUUUACAGUGUUUGUCAAGCUUUAUUUUAUAUUAUAGCCUUCAGGCAUAAGGACUUUGUUACUUCAAAAAAAAAUAUAACCUUUUUGGAAUGUCUCAACUUAGGUAAAAUUGUAACUUCACGAUUAAAUCCAUUAAGGGUUUGUCAACCAGCUGUUGUUCAAAAUUUUGCUGCGGUCACUAGGAAAUAUCAAAUAGCCUAUUGUUAUUCUAUCAUAGAACACAAUACAAGGAAUACUUUACCUACAAUAUAUCAAGAUGAAAAAGGCAGUAUCGUCAUGUCUAAUAACGUUUUAGAUGCUUUUUUUCCAUUCGACCCUUUCAUUUUAAAAAGAUCGGGUAAGAAGAUUCAACCCAUUUAUAAAGAAUAUGAAGAAUUUUAUGAAGAAACGUCCAAUCUAGUCGAGGAGAAGAAAGAAACCACAGAUACGGACGAUUUUCUAUUUAAUGAUAGUGGAAGUGUUUCCAAAAAUAAAUCUAAUCAAUUUUCAUAUGGAAGUUCUCCUGGAUUCAAAUUCAAAUGAUUUUAUUACUUAAACAUGGUUCCGUAGAACAAUGCUCGCAAUUGAUUUUAUGGAAUCAUUUUAUUUUUUGAAAACUGCAUAGAGCAAAUUACAAACCUUUAAAAAGAACAACUGUUAUCAAUGUGUGGUCUGAUGAGUAAUAACGAUAAAACUAUAUGAUUUAUAAAAGUCUGAACAAAUUUUGUGUAAUAAAAUUACUGUAAAACACGUAAUUCAUGAAUUACAUUCCAUUGAAUGUUCCCAAUACUGAUGUCUGUCACUGCUAAAAUUCCUGUUCCACUUAACGUUCUGAAUGCCUAUGUGUGUGACUAUAUUUUUUUGAAUUCUUAAAGCCGUGAGCGUUAUAUUGAUAUUGGUGAAAUACACAUCUUGAGCCCUGCGGGCUAAAAAUAAGGUGGCUUGGUGAAUUUAGUAUUGACUGGGAUAAAAUUUUAUUCAAGAUGGAUUGUAAAGUUACAAUUGUUGUGAGCGUUAAGUCAAAUGAACCCUACCUCGUCAUGUUACAAUUUGCAUAUCUAAAAAUUUUAGAAGCAAAUUUUGAUAUAGUUAUUUUAGUUCGAUCUCACUGAAAAAUAACCGUUUCCUUCGAGAUUCCUAUAGAACAAAAAUUUCAAUUAUUUUUAUCAUCAAUAAAAACCAAAAAAAUUAUGUGUAGUUUUUCAACUUUAUAAUUUAUUUAUACUUGAUUCAUAUUCAUACUCUCGUUUUUUAAGGUUUUUCUUCCAAAACGUAAUGUCUAGUUGAUAAAUGAAUUUCCUUUCUAGCUGCUUUGAAAAUUAUCAAAUAUUUUUUAUUCCCAAGAAAAGUAGCUGCAACAAAAUAUAUUAAAUUUAUUCAACAACGAUAUUAUAAACAGAAAGAUGUGUGUGGAAAAAUGUUGAAUAUGGUCAUAUAUUCUAGGAAAACUAGAAAAGUUAUUGGUAAAUAUUUAUUUACUAAUAUUUAUUAUUAAAUUAAAUACUAUUUACACUAACGAGUCCUACUGCUAAAACGUGUCUAUAGGUGUAAAAUUUAUUGUUCCUUUGUGUUGUUGAAAGAAAUUUUAAGCAGCCAUGAUGGUAAUGGAGUAAUUAUAUUGAUAAUUUUGCAGUUGCAAUUUAUUAUAUAGUGGUGUCAAUAUAUUUUUCAACUUUCUAGGUCUACGACAUGUAAUAAAUUCAAGUCUUUAAAAUAAUCAUUUUCAUCCACUGAUCUUUUAUAGUUUAUAGUUUAGUUGUCUGGUGCCCCCGAAAUCCAUUUUCAGUAAAAACAACUUAAAAACGCCAUUCUGUGGGAAUUUAUACUUUCUAUUGACCUGUUCAUUUAUUUGGCCGCAUAACAGUCCAAACCCAAUGUAAAAUUAUAUUUAAAAAUUAGCUAUAAAAUCAAAUUGCACCUACUCCAUCUAAUUUGAGUUUCACAUAGCACUAAAUCCACUUAAUCAAUACUAUUUUGUUGUCUAUGUGUUUUAAAUGGUUAAGCUCUUACCACAUAAGAAUCGUGGAAACAAUCGAGCUGGUUUUCCCUGUGGUGGGCCAUUCAUACAUUCCUCCGGAUAGAAUGUUAGCAAAAAUUGAAAAGGAAAUAAUAAAAAAAGAACCAAUUUGUUAAGCCAAAAGAUUAUCUAAAUGUUCUUGAACAAACGUACAGCUUUUAAAUAUUUACGAUAUUCCUAACAGUGAUUGGAAAACCGCAGGUGAAUAAAUCCUGGAACCAGUUUCAAAGUGACAUUAUGAAUUUAAUAAAUGCAAAAGUUUUAUUAUACGGCGUGGUAUAAAGAACUUCAUCACUAUCAGAGGCGAGCUGUGCUGAAAAGGCCAGUCAUAUAUUAAUAGCAAAUUCCUAUUGGAGUAAAACUAAGGAAUGUGGAUAACCUAUUAGGCAAUCACUACGACAAGGAGUGAAAAGUUCUGGAAUACUGAAAACAGGUAGUGGAAAAAUUAUUCGAACAUAAUAAACCCAUUGAUAAUUCCGGUGACGGAAGAUGAAGACUAAGAAAAUAGUUUUUGUGAACAAACUGACAAUAUUCCUGACAUGUUAGUUUAAUCUUUUUUUGUAUUUCAUUUUUCGGUAAUUACCCACGUAAUUUUGCUGUAAUGUUUCUCUCAAAUAAAUGUUUUCAUUUCGUAAAGUGAGGUGAAUUUCUGUGAUUUUAUUUUCAAAUUACUUCUAAUUCGUUUUCUAUAUUCUCAAACUCCCCUAAAUACAUUUUUACACGUUAAUAAUUAUGCUCUUAUAUAUUUUCCUAACAUAAUUUCUUAAAAAUACUCAGAAAAGCUUACUCAACUAGUUUUUUUCCUCAAAAAUUGUAAUUUAUUAUCUCGUUUAAGUUUUCUAAUACUUCUUCAUAUACAAUUACCAUAUAACCAAGUAACCAUAUAUGGGAACAAAAAGUGAACUAUUUUUUUAAUGCAAUUGCUACUAUAACAAAAUCUGUAAUGAUUUACAAGAAACGAAUGUGAUUAUAUUAAAAAUUUGUGAUUUAUGAUUUCCACAUAAUUAAGCUACUGUUUAAUUUGAUAUUUCUUGAGCACCUAUUGAAGCAAUAGCUUCAUCUCAAACUUACAUGUGAACAUUAUACUAUUAUAAAAUUGUGAAUACUAAUAUUUUGUAAAUCGAACGAAAAAAAAACGAAAUUACUCCCGAAUUCAAUCCCCUAAAACGAAUAUAGUUAUCUUCCUUUUUAGGUUUACUGUCAAAUCAUUAGUUACUUCUUCACUAUAUAAACUAAGUGAUCUUGUUUUCUAUAUAAUUACAUAUGUCAUUGCAUUAAUGAAACGUACCUAAUCGGUGCAUUUCACGAAGCGUUCACGGCGCUUGAAAUAUUCUUUUGGGCGUUCCAAAUAGCGACUACGAUCGUUGUGGUCGUGGCGAGAAAGUCUUAUGACGUCAUGACUAACGUUCACGUGGGUCAAGAGCUGGGUCGAGGUGAGCGUUGAAAGAAUUAGCGGAAUUUUCAAAACUCGACCAACGCAGAUUGCAGCCAUGAGAAUCUAUCUCAUUAUUUGAUGCGGUAUGGGAUAUUAUAAGUACUUUUGAGACUUUCUUGUGACUCACCAUUUUACUAUCUCCGCAGAAGAUAUUUUGAUUUUAUUUUAAUGUAAAUCAGGACACCACUAAAAAAUUCAAUAACUUACAAAUUAUAAGUGGAGCGGGAAAGAUCAUAAUCGUAAACGUGAUUAUCGUGUGUGCUUAGUGAAAUGCACCCAUUGAUUAUUUAACUAAGACAAUUUUCCAAAAAGUAAGGUUAACUUGUUAAAUACUAGUCUGUUAAAAUAAACUCAAUCAUUUACAUUAUAUAUAAUAAAUAUCUAAAUUAAAUUAGAUCCAUUUCAAAAUAAACAAUUGUACUAUUGAACUCAGAAAACUCAAUGUGUCUAUAAUGAUUGUAUUUACUAACUUCAAGUUGUCAUGAAACCACGGGAAACCGAAAAAAUUGCAAAUGGCUCAAUUUUGAAUUAUUAUAUUGUAAAAUGUUAUUUAAUUGCGUAAUAUGAGAAGGUUCAGACAAUAUUACUUUUUGAACACCUUGUAAUUUUUCUUAACACAGAUACUUGGCACACAUUUGAAAUGUAAUUUUUUUAUUCCAAUUUAGUUUCGGAUUUAUUAGACACUAGGUGCAUAUGUUUUAUAUUGUUGAUUAUGACUAGCCAAAUUGUCCCCAUAAGUGACCAUAUUCAAUGUAUUGUUACGUUAUUUUUCACUUUUGUGCUACAGAGCAUGUCGACUCAAUAUGGAUACCUUUAAAUACAAAAUGUUACGUUACAUCAACCCAUUUUUUUUUAUUAGUUUUAUACCCUGUUAUAGAGAAGUAUGAAUUUUUUUCAUUAUUCACAAUUUUGGCUUAUGCUUUAUAGAAACUUUUACAUGAUAUGGAAAAAUAGUUCAUUCAGAUAGUUUUUUGUCAAAAGCGGUUAGAGAUAAUGUUCGACUUAGAAUAUUGAAAAUUUCUUUCCACUACAAUAACUAAAAUUCACGUAUCUACUUACUUACAGCAGCGAUAAAAAUCUAAAUCAACUCCUAGUUGAUAUAAAUAUAUCAGAUGAGAUUUAACUGUCCAUAGUUUUUUGUAUAUUUUAAAAAAUGUGUUUAUAUAAUUCUUACGUAAUUAGUAACUAUUAAAAUUGAAAAAAUCAUAAAAUAUAAUCUUGUAUGUAAAUAAGUUUUAAACAAAUUAACUCUAUAACGCGACUGUGAUUUGUACGAAAUCUAUUAUUCAAAUACAAUGUUAAAGAUU
Diorhabda sublineata is the source of this 6260-nucleotide messenger RNA. It is a transcript of the gene Tif-IA, whose product is annotated as RNA polymerase I-specific transcription initiation factor RRN3. The transcript is spliced from 7 exons. The record is from RefSeq and is a predicted model, not a curated record. NCBI's taxonomy places the organism in Eukaryota, Metazoa, Arthropoda, Insecta, Coleoptera, Chrysomelidae. The coding region runs from base 227 to 2044 and encodes 605 amino acids. Gene Ontology annotation, cellular component: nucleus. Gene Ontology annotation, biological process: transcription initiation at RNA polymerase I promoter. Gene Ontology annotation, molecular function: RNA polymerase I core binding; RNA polymerase I general transcription initiation factor activity.